This is a messenger RNA of Sphenostylis stenocarpa, 3075 nucleotides long. Lineage: Eukaryota; Viridiplantae; Streptophyta; Magnoliopsida; Fabales; Fabaceae. The record is from the annotation of a GenBank genome assembly.
AUGAAUAGAUCGUUUUUUCGAAUGGAGAGUGGGGGAAUUAGACAGUGGUUGAACCUUCUGGUGUGUGCACUGCUGUUGUUGAUGGCAGAAGCUUCUUAUGUGCCUAUCACCUAUCUUCAGAACGCGGUAGCGAAAGGAGCUGUUUGUUUGGAUGGGAGUCCACCAGCUUACCAUUUUGAUAGGGGAUCUGGAACAGGGAUUAACAAUUGGUUGGUUGCUUUUGAGGGAGGAGGAUGGUGCAACAAUGUCACUACUUGCCUUUCUCGCAAGACCAACCGUUUAGGUUCAUCUAAGCAAAUGGCAAAGCAAAUUGCCUUUUCAGGAAUUAUGAGUAACAGGCAAAUGUUUAAUCCAGAUUUCUACAACUGGAACAGAAUCAAGGUUAGGUAUUGUGAUGGUUCAUCUUUUACUGGCGAUGUUGAAGCAGUCAAUCCAGUAACUAAGUUGCACUUUAGGGGAGCAAGGAUUUUUGCUGCUGUCAUGGAGGAUUUACUAGCAAAAGGAAUGAAAAAUGCUCGAAAUGCUAUUAUUUCUGGUUGUUCAGCUGGAGGAUUAACUUCAGUACUUCAUUGUGAUAGCUUCCGCGCUCUAUUACCUAGAGGAGCUAGAGUGAAAUGCCUCUCAGAUGCUGGUUAUUUUAUCAAUGCAAGGGAUGUCACUGGAGCAUACCACAUUGAACAGUAUUUCAGUCAAGUUGUUGCUACACAUGGCUCUGCAAGGAAUUUGCCUCAGUCAUGCACUUCAAGACUUAGCCCAAAGCUGUGCUUUUUUCCACAAUAUUUGGUGUCACAUAUCACUACGCCAAUCUUCUUUGUAAACGCCGCAUACGACUCAUGGCAGAUUAAGAACAUUUUGGCACCGGGUGUUGCUGAUCCUGAAGGCCAUUGGCAUAGCUGUAAGCUUGAUAUAAACAACUGCUCACCUGAUCAACUCGAUCUAAUGCAAGGCUUCAGGACAGAAUUCUUAAGGGCGUUGACUGUGCUAGGCAACUCUUCAUCUAAAGGAAUGUUUAUAGACUCUUGCUAUGCCCACUGCCAAACUGAAAUGCAGGAGACAUGGUUGAGAAGUGACUCCCCAGAGCUGAAAAAGACAACAAUUGCAAAGGCUGUAGCAGACUGGUUUUAUGAAAGAAUGGCUUUCCAUCAGAUAGAUUGCCCAUACCCUUGCAACCCCACUUGUCACAACCGCGUUUUCGAACCACAAGACGACCACCCAGGAAAAAAUGUGACCACGAAAGGAACAACAAAUGCAUCAGCAGCCAGAAAGCGCAAUUUCCCGAGACUAACAAAAAAGGCACAAUGGAUCGAGCUUGUGUGCAUUAAUCGAGGGAUCGGUGGUCUUCUAACGUUGGUUCUUCUGCAUUCGUUUCCAGAGUUUUUGGUUGUUGAGAUGGGGUCCAGUGGCAGCAAAGCCACGUCAUCAUCGUCUUCUUCGGGGAGUUUCAGGAAGGGUCGAUCUAAGGGGCACAGAGGUUUCCCGUCUUAUUGUCUGGGAACGUCGUCUGGAUCUCAUGACAUUGAUAGUGAUGACCAGGUUUGUGAUCAACAUAAAGUAAAUGGAGAUGAUGCGACAUACACCAGUGGCAAUGGAAUAGACUCAGAUGAAGGGAAGACAGAGUCUUUUAGAAAGGUGAAAUCGAAUAAAUCUGAUGAAGUGCCUUCUAACAUUGACCUUGAAGAGUGGGGCCACACUGCAUCCAGAACCGGUAGCAGCUCUGCACAUUCUUCUUCAAAUCAGUCCUUGAACCCUUCAAGUCGGUUCCUGUCUCGCUUUAGCCUUGUUCCUGGUAAUAUAAGCUUCAGACUUAGCAGAACCACAAGUCUGGGGUCGUCUAGGCCUUGCCCAGUUUCUUCAACGAGUCUCUCUAUCUUUAAUGAUGAAGAUGAGCUUAGUCUUCAUCGAGGGCCUCCUGGCAGCUUGAUGAAUAGAAAUGAAACUCAACGCCGUAGUGAUUUACAGUGUCAUCGUGAAGAAGCUUCUAAUAAUUUACGACCCAAUGCCCCGGCAUUGGUUUCGCCUGGUAAUUUGAUUAGCAAUCGCCCACUUUCUUCUGUUCAGGAUGUGGUUAGAGAUAGAAAUGGUACAAGAGAAGGGCCUGAUGUCAACAUGUUUUCUCCAAGAAUACAUACUGAUACAGAAAAUAUUGAAACUAGACAUACUGAUAGACGAAAUGGAGCUCGAGAACCUGUUGAGCGUAAUGUUCGUUUUAGCAGAACUUUAAGUGUUGGAAGGCUCCGUGACAGAGUUCUCCGCAGAUCAACAUUGUCAGACUUCACCUUUUGCCCUAUGCAACGAGAGAGAGAAGUAAGAGAUGCUGGUCAAGACAAUGGAAGACGAGUAGGGGACAGAGACACAAGAGUGUCACCAAGUGGUCGUAAUGCUUCAAAUUCUUCUACACCUAGAUAUCCCCUACCCAGUACACCUAGCUCCUUGUUUGGCAUCCAAGACUUUGAUGUUGAGACUUCACGUUCUAGAGAAACUAGGUAUCAGGAUCUACUGGAACAUAGGUCCAAUUUCCUGGAACGGAGAAGAAGAAUACGGUCCCAGGUCCGUGCUCUUCAGCGUUUGGGAAGCCGGUUUGAAAAUCUUUCUGGACAUGACAGAUCAUGUAUCUUAUCUGGUCAACAUAGAAACGGUCGUUGUGCAUGCAGAAACAAUAGUCGUGAUACCAAUUCAAAUGAUGAUACCAAUGCUAGAGCUAGCAUAUCAAGAAUUGUUAUGCUAGCUGAAGCCUUAUUUGAGGUUCUGGAUGAAAUUCACCAGCAAUCUGUGGUUUUAUCUUCUCGCCCUUCUGUGUCAUCUAUCGGUUCUGUUCCUGCACCUAACGAAGUUGUGGAAUCCUUGCCUGUCAAAUUAUACACAAAGUUGCACAAACAUCAAGAAGAACCUGUACAAUGUUAUAUAUGCCUUGUGGAGUACGAGGAUGGAGACAGCAUGAGAGUUCUGCCUUGUCAUCAUGAAUUUCAUACAACAUGUAUAGACAAGUGGCUGAAGGAGAUUCACAGUUCAUUGGACCCUGCUAAAAUAAUUGAUGGAAUUCCUUUGCAUCUUAAAAUUGAGCUAUAUAUGUCCUGA